Musa acuminata AAA Group (dessert banana) is the source of this 2421-nucleotide messenger RNA. Its product is annotated as myosin-binding protein 7-like. The transcript is spliced from 4 exons. The coding region runs from base 253 to 1698 and encodes 481 amino acids. The record is from RefSeq and is a predicted model, not a curated record. Lineage: Eukaryota; Viridiplantae; Streptophyta; Magnoliopsida; Zingiberales; Musaceae.
AUCAUCUAUUUUCUAGGGUUUUGAAAGAUUUUGAAGUCUGCUCCCUCCACUCCGCCCCGCUCCCAAUUCGAUACCCCAUACUCCAACCUUUUCGCUCGGAGUAGUGCUUGCUCUCGUCUUCUCCCCGUCGGCGGUUGCCAUCCUCUUCGGCCAGCGGCGGAGGGUGCCCCCCUGACGAACACCGGGCAGCGACGGGAUCGGCGUUGCCGCGGGCGGUGAUCGUGUUUUCCUCUGGAGGCUAUCUCGGUCUCCAUGGACCCCCAGAGCCACCCGCCACCCCCUGGCGAACCUUCCGCGGCCGCAGCCGGAACUUGCGCUUGUGACUGCCGUUGCUGCGGUCGUGCCUCCCUCGACUCCGACGCUUGGGUCCCCUCACUGAAGCGGAGGAUGGACGAGAUGGAGGCGGCGACGCCCUCCGUCUCGCCUGCUGCCGUGGAUGACGGCGUUGUCAGGGUGGAGAUCGCGGACGAGGCGGCGGCCGUCUGCGGCCACCUGCAGUCGAUCCAGGAGCUGCGUACGGAGCUGGAGGAGGAGAGGAGCGCGGCGGCGUCAGCCGCGUCGGAGGCCAUGUCGAUGAUCCUCCGGCUCCAGCGCGAGAAGGCCGAGGUCCAGAUGGAGGCGCGCCAGUUCAAGGGCUUCGCCGAGGAGAAGAUGGCGCACGACCGGCAGGAGAUCGCCGCCCUCGAGGACCUCCUCCUGAAGUAUGACGAGACCAUUCUCUCCCUCUCCUACGAGGUCGAAACCUACCGCCACCGCCUCUUCAGCUCCGGCAUUGGUGUUUCCGAUGCCCCUGCAUCCGAGCCAGAGUCUCCAGAUGAGGCCACCACUGCCGACGCCCAAUUCGACUUCUCAUGCGGCGACUACCCUCCAUUAAGAUCCACCUUGUCCGCCGACGAUGCUACUAUCGACACGUACAAGUACCCAUUCGGGGAGACCCCCCGUGAGCACCUCAAUAAGCUCGAAGCACGCAUCUCCCAGCUCGAACGGAUGCCAAGCUGUGGCCAAAUGAGUAACGUGGUAGACAAAAUGGUUGCCAUGGGGCAUUCGCCUCACCGGCCGAUUCAUAUUAAGAGACUCUCUGUUGACAGCUAUGGUUCAAGCCUGGAGUUCAAUAAGGGGGAGGAGUUCCCAAUUACCAUGGACCUUUCUUCUGAUUGUGGUGUACAGGAUGACAUGAGCGACAGGGUAUAUACAAUAGACACAAUGCACAAGGCGGCUGAAGACUAUGUCAGCCUGGCAAGGGUGGUUCAUAACGAGAAGGAUACGAAUGGUAGUGACGAGGAAGCAGAGAUAAGAAACCUUCGCUUGAGGCUUGAGGCUCUCGAGGCAGAUAGGGAGUCCAUGAGAAAGACCUUAAUCUCUAUUGCUACUGAUAAGACUCAAGUGGUCAUGCUGAACGACAUUGCUCAGCAUCUCCACGAUGAUGUGUCUUCUGAGAAGAUUGUCAAGAAACAGCCUUUUCUCAAAAGGUUCUCACUCAUGUUAAUCAUUAAGGCUGCGGUAUCAUUUGUGUUUCAGAGAAAGAGAUCAUCUCGAAUCAGGUAUAGUUUUGGGCUAUCAGCAAAUAAUGCUGGCUUGCUGCUGCUUUUGGACAGGGCUGCUCGAAUGAGGCAUCAGAGAUUUCUUACGAAAACCCAAGGAGAGCUUCCAACUUUUCAUACACAGCCCAAGUCAUCAUCUCAGCAUGUAAAUUCUUAAGAGAAUCCGAGUGACAUUAUCACAUUUUCCGAUGGCAUUCUUUCCUGGUUUAAUAUGAUAAUGUUGGAACCUUUGAUCAAGAUAUUAAAAGUGUCCAAAUCAGGUACACAGUCUUCCACUUUCAUCCUAGAGAAAAGGCCUCCCUUGUUUUCAUCAUAACAUUGAAGGUUUCGGUAUCCAAAGCAUCAACUCUUCUAUCAAGUAUUUGAUGGAACAACAGCCUACCGGAUUCCUCUUCUCUUGAUCGAACCAACUUCUCCAGAAGGAUGCUACAAGAAGUUACUGAAGGAUUAAAUCCGCGAUCAAUCAACUCAUUCAACAAAGACAGACCUUUAUCGGAUCUCCCAACACGAGCCCACUGGUGCAGAACAUAAUCAUAAUCUGCCGGUGUGACAUCAAAGCGGAGAUGUAUCAUUUUACGAAGCAAAGAGUCGGCGAUUGAAGCAUGCAAAAGGGAUACAGUCUGUCGUCAAAACCACAAGAGUAGCCGAGUAGGUCAGGUCAGACUGUCAUGCUCGAAACCUUGAAGGUUGUCUAACCAUGCAAAACACUCGAAGGCUAUGUCAGGUUUCUUGAUGCCCUUGAGGACUUUGAACAGCAACCGAGGGGGUGAUUCCAGAGGCAGAAGCAGCACAGAGCUCGUUAAGCAACACAUCCCACUUAUCUGUCUUCUCGAGAACAGCCGCUACACUCCGUACCAAUUCAUUCGUAGAUAUUGAUUUA